CUUUGCAAGAGACACCAGGAUGAACCAGGAAGUAAAGUUUCUUCUGCUUUGGUCUCUCCAUCUUCCCUGAAAAGAGAAAAGCAAAGGAGGGACUUGAGCAGCAAAGGGGGAGAAGCAAGGCAUUACAGGUGCAGCCGAGAGACCAUGACCACGUUAAUUCACCGAGGGCGGCGGGCUGACGUUGGCAAGAAUGCUGACAAGCGGGUGGAGGGGGAUGAAGACUCAGUGCUGGACAAGAGUGCGGGCGAGGAAGACUCUGGCGACUCCAAAGAUAUCCGUCUCACCCUCAUGGAGGAAGUGCUGCUCCUGGGACUGAAAGAUAAGGAGGGCUACACAUCUUUCUGGAAUGACUGUAUCUCCUCAGGGCUGCGCGGUGGCAUUCUCAUUGAGUUGGCCAUGCGAGGAAGGAUACAGCUGGAGCCUCAAACCAUGAGGAAAAAAAGGCUGCUGGAUCGGAAGGUGCUUCUAAAGUCAGACGCCCCAACGGGAGACGUGCUCUUGGAUGAGACGCUCCGCCACCUCAAAGCCACCGAACCUGCUGAGACAGUGCAGACUUGGAUUGAGCUGCUCACAGGUGAAACCUGGAACCCCUUCAAGUUGCAAUAUCAGCUCCGCAACGUCCGUGAGCGGAUCGCCAAGAACUUGGUGGAGAAGGGCAUCCUGACCACCGAGAAGCAGAACUUCCUCCUCUUCGACAUGACCACCCACCCGGUCACCAACACCACGGAGAAACAGCGCUUGGUGAAGAAGCUCCAGGAGAGUGUCCUGGACAGGUGGGUCAAUGACCCCCACCGCAUGGACAGGAGGACCUUAGCGCUGCUGGUGCUGGCCCACGCCUCUGAUGUCUUGGAGAAUAUCUUUGCCAGCCUGGUUGACGAGCAAUAUGACGUGGCCAUCAAUCGGUCCAAGGACCUGCUGGAGAGGGACCCUGAGGUGGAGGCUGCCAAGGCGGGCGGCACUGAGAUGAUCUGGGCCGUCCUGGCGGCUUUCAACAAAUCCUAAACCCUCCCCAGCGGAGAGAGUUUGUUCUGAGUGGGUUUCACCCCUUUCUCUCUAGGAUUGAACCUUACACUCUGUGGAUUCUUCCUGUGCCCUUUAAGAGCGGGCAUGGGCAACUUUCUGUUGUCAUGCAAGCCGGAGCAAUGGGGCACCGUGGGCAGCAUUCUGUUAUAGGAAAACCUAUAUGUUCACCACCUCUUCCUUGGAUUUGGGGACCUGUUAGAUUGCAAGAAUUGAGCGAAGAAGAUUUGUGCGUCUCUUUCUCCCUUCUCUGAUGCCCCUCUUUUCUUUGUUCUUUUGUUAAUCAUACAUCCCAAGUUAAAAUGAAGGUUUGAAAAUGAAUUGAACCACCUCACUUUAUAUCUCUCUCUCUCUUUUUUAAUUUCAGAUCUUUUUUUUUUUGUGGUAUGUUUUAGGAAGGACUGAAUUGCAGUGUGUGUUCUGUUGUGUUGUUUUUUGGGGUUUUUUUUAUCAGACGUCUGACCUCAGUUUUGCUCUGUCUUGCUUCUUCUCAAUCCAAAUUCCUCUGGAUUUUUUUCCCUGUGCUGUUCUCCUUGAGUUUGUUUGGAAAUACCAUUACAACACAAAUCUCUAUGCAA
Sceloporus undulatus (fence lizard) is the source of this 1598-nucleotide messenger RNA. It is a transcript of the gene GOLPH3L, whose product is annotated as golgi phosphoprotein 3 like. Bases 145 to 1002 code for a protein of 285 amino acids. NCBI's taxonomy places the organism in Eukaryota, Metazoa, Chordata, Lepidosauria, Squamata, Phrynosomatidae. The record is from RefSeq and is a predicted model, not a curated record. Gene Ontology annotation, molecular function: phosphatidylinositol-4-phosphate binding. Gene Ontology annotation, cellular component: trans-Golgi network; Golgi cisterna; cytosol. The transcript is spliced from 6 exons. Gene Ontology annotation, biological process: Golgi to plasma membrane protein transport; Golgi vesicle budding; Golgi organization.